Euleptes europaea (tarantolino) is the source of this 21654-nucleotide messenger RNA. It is a transcript of the gene NEB, whose product is annotated as nebulin. Gene Ontology annotation, cellular component: Z disc. The coding region runs from base 138 to 21467 and encodes 7109 amino acids. The transcript is spliced from 158 exons. The record is from RefSeq and is a predicted model, not a curated record. Gene Ontology annotation, molecular function: actin filament binding. Gene Ontology annotation, biological process: cardiac muscle thin filament assembly. NCBI's taxonomy places the organism in Eukaryota, Metazoa, Chordata, Lepidosauria, Squamata, Sphaerodactylidae.
GGUCUGAGGGGGGCGGAAAAUUAAAGAACCACAGAAGCAAACCAAAGGAGCAUCCAUAAAGACCAAUGGUGGGAAGAGAGAAGUUAACUUCAUUCACUUAAGUCAGUAGGUGACGGGCAGAGAAACGCUCUGUGAAGAUGGCAGAAGAAGAGGAAUAUGAGGAGGUUGUGGAGUACUACAUUGAAGAGGAGGUCGAAGAGGGGGAACCAGCGGAGACUUAUACUGAGUACACCGAGACUACGUACACCACUGGAUCAACCCAAUAUCCUACCACAAAGCAUACUUCAGGGACAACUUCGGGGACAACUUCGGGGACAACCCAGAAAGGCGCACCUUCAGCUCCAGUCAGAAAAAGGGUUGUACGGACAAAAGUGGACACCUCUAAGUUUUUGACACCAUACCUGGAACACAGUUCAAAAAUGCAAAAGCUCUUCAGUAAUAUAAAGUACAAAGAGAAAUUUGAGAAGGAGAAAGGAAAGCCAUAUGCCAUCACCACAGAUACCCCUGAACUUCGAAGAAUCAAGAAAGUCCAGGACCAGCUCAGUGAAGUUAAAUAUCGCAUGGCUGGUGACCUGGCUAAGACUAACUGUCACGUUGAUGAAAAGGCAAGAGACAUAGAACAUGCAAAGAAGGUAUCUCAGCAAGUCAGCAAAGUGUUAUACAAACAAAAUUGGGAAGAGAAUAAAGAAAAAUAUCUGCUUCCUCCUGAUGCUCCAGAGCUUGUGCAGGCGAUAAAAAAUACAGCCAUGUUCAGUAAGAAAUCAUACAUUGAAGACUGGGAAGCUGACAAAACAAUGUUCUAUCCUUAUGACGACAGCCCCGAAUUAAGGAGAGUAGCACAGGCCCAAAAGGCCCUCAGUGAUAUUGUCUACAAAAAAGGGCAUGAAGAACGCAAAGCUAAAUUCACUUCUCUGCCAGACCCACCUGACGUGGAACUCGCCAAGAAAGUAACCAGACAGCUCAGUGAUCGUAAAUAUCAUGAAGACUAUGAGAAGAAGAUCAAAGGCAAGUGGAGUCAAACUCCUUGCUAUGACGUUGCAGUUGCUAAAAUGAACGCUGACAACUUCAGCAUGAGGAAAUACCAGGAAGACUGGGAAAAUAAGAAAGACCAAAUCUACUUUAUGCAAACAGACACCCCAGAAUAUACGGUUAAUAAACGGGCUGGGGUAGCUGCAAGUAAGGUGAAAUACAGAGAAGAUUAUGAAAAAGCUAAAGCUUCUGCUGAUUAUAACGUACUUCCAGCUACAGAGAACCCACUGCUCAGGCAUUUAAAAGCUGCUGGAAAUCUUGUGAAUGAUAGAUUAUACAAAGAAGCAUAUGAAAAAGCAAAAGGAACAAGCAUUAACUACUGUGAUACCCCCAAGUAUCAAAUUGACAAUGUUCUGAAAAACUAUGGCGAUAUUAAAUAUAAAGAGGGAUAUCACAAUAUCCUGGGCCGGUAUAUAGGCAGCUACGAGGACCCACAUCGAGCCCACUGUGCAAAAAUUGAAGCCAUGAAGGGCGAUAAAAACUACAAAGCAGACUACGAAGAAGAAAAGACAAAAUGCUACUUCCCACAGACCAUAACUCAAGAGUACGAAGCUAUGAAAAAGUUAGACCAGUGCAAAGAUUAUACGUACAAAAAGCAUCCGGAUCAGAUGAAAUUCACACAAGUGACCGAUUCGCCUGUUCAGCUGCAAGCGCAGAUUAAUUCCAAGCAGCUGAGUGAUUUGAACUACAAAGCCAAACACGAGAGUGAAAAGUUCAAAUGUUCUAUACCACCGGAUGCUCCACUGUUCCUUCAGUCUCGAGUCAAUGCAUAUAACCUCAGCGAUAACUGUUAUAAAUAUGACUGGGAGCAAUCCAAAGCGAAGAAGUUUGAAAUCAAGUUUGACGCCAUUCCACUUAUUGCUGCUAAAGCCAACCGAAAGAUUGCAAGUGAUGUGGAGUACAAGAAAGCUUAUGAACAGAGCAAAGGGAAACUAAUUGGAGCUUUGAGCAUCCAUGAUGAUCCCAAGAUGUUACAUUCUGUCAAAGUGGCCCAUCAACAGAGCGAUCGAUUAUACAGAGAAGCCUAUGAAAAAGGAAAAGGAAUCAGCAUUAACUACUGUGACACCCCAAAGUAUCAAGUUGACAAUGUUCUGAAAAACUUUGGUGAUAUUAAAUAUAAAGAGGGAUAUCAGAAUAUCCUGGGCCGGUAUAUAGGCAGCUACGAGGACCCUCAUCGAGCCCAUUGUGCAAAAAUUGAAGCCAUGAAGGGCGAUAAAAACUACAAAGCCGACUACGAAGAAGAAAAGACAAAAUGCUACUUCCCACAGACCAUAACUCAAGAGUACGAAGCUUUGAAGAAGCUUGACCAGUGCAAAGAUUAUACAUACAAAAAGCAUCCUGACAAGACCAAAUUCACACAAGUGACCGAUUCACUUGUUCAGGUUCAAGCGGAGAUUAAUUCCAAGCAGCUGAGUGAUCUGAACUACAAAGCCAAAUACGAGAGUGAGAAGUUCAAAUGUUCUGUACCACCAGAUGCUCCGUUGUUCCUUCAGUCUCGAGUCAAUGCAUAUAACCUCAGUGAUAUUUGCUAUAAGUAUGACUGGGAGCGAUUGAAAGCUAAGAAAUUUGAAAUCAAGGUUGACGCCAUUCCGCUUAUUGCUGCUAAAGCCAACCGAAAAAUUGCAAGCGAUGUGGAGUACAAGAAAGCUCAUGAACAGAGCAAAGGGAAACUAAUUGGAGCUUUGAGCAUCCAUGACGAUCCCAAGAUGUUACAUUCUGCCAAAGUGGCCAAACAACAGAGCGAUCGGGAAUACAGAAAAGGUUACGAAGAGUCAAAGACCAAGUACACAGCACCACUGGAUAUGAUCCCAGUUGUACAAGCAAAGAUAGCACAGGCUAUUGCCUCCAAUACAGACUACAAGCAUCUCAUUCACAACUACUCCUAUCCUCCUGAUAGUAUUAAUGUGGAUCAUGCCAAGAAGUCUUAUGCAAUACAAAGCGAUAAUGAAUACAAAGCUGACUAUAACUGUUGGAUGAAAGGCUGUGGCUGGGUGCCAUUUGGAUCCAUGGAAGUAGAAAAAGCUAAAAGAGCUUCAGAUAUUAUCAGUGAGAGGAAAUACCGUCAGCAUCCAGACACUCUUAAGUUUACAUCAAUUGAAGAUGAGCCUGCUGUAGUACAGGCUAAAAUCAACCAGGCUCAAAGAAGUGACAUCAUUUAUAAAGCCAAAAAUGAAGAUUUAAUUCACAAAUAUCACCUCCCUGCAGACGCACCUCAAUUUAUCCAGGCAAAGGUUAAUUCCUACAAUAUUAGUGAUACCUAUUACAAACUGGGGUUGGAAGAACUGAAAACGAAAGGAUACGAUCUGAGAAAUGACGCUAUUUCCAUCAAAGCUGCCAAGGCUGCUAGACACGCUGCUAGUGAUUUCCAGUACAAAAAAGCCUAUGAAAAUGCCAAGGGCAAACUGAUUGGAUUCCAGAGCCUUCAAGAUGACCCCAAACUGGUCCAUUAUAUGAACGUCGCCAAGAUGCAGUCAGAGCGGGAGUACAGGAAAGGUUAUGAGCAAAGCAAAACCAAGUAUAACACUCCACUGGAUAUGGUCAAUGUUGUGGCUGCCAAGAAGGCCCAAGAAAUUGCCAGUGACACCAAUUACAAGCGGCUGGUGCACCAUUACACUUGCUUGCCUGAUGCAAUGAGUGUGCAAUUGUCCAAAAACAUGAUGCAGAUACAGAGCGACAAUCUUUACAAGUCAGAUUUUAACAGCUGGAUGAAAGGCAUUGGGUGGAUUCCUAUUGGGUCUCUGGAUGUAGAGAAAGCUAAGAAAGCUGGAGAGGCUUUGAAUGAAAAAAAUUACCGACAGCACCCAGAUACGAUCAAAUUUACCAGUGUGGUAGACUCACCUGUCAUGGUCCAGGCUAAGCAGAAUGCGCUUCAGCUUAGUGAUAGGCUGUACAAAUCUUCUGGAGAGGAAUUCAAACAUAAAUACAACUUGCCAGCAGAUGCCCCUCAGUUCAUCCAGGCGAAAUACAAUGCAGCUAACAUCAGUGAUACCUAUUACAAACUUGGCUAUCAUGACCUAAUAGCCAAAGGGCACAGUGUGCUUGGUGAUUCUAUGCCAAUUACUCUAGCCAAGGCUUCAAGAAACAUUGCUAGUGACUUCAAAUAUAAACAGGCUUAUGAAAAGGCAAGAGGAAAACAUGUUGGUUUCAGAAGCCUGCAAGAUGAUCCUAAGCUUGUCCAUUCUAUGCAUGUGGCAAAGAUGCAGUCUGACCGUGAGUACAGGAAAGACUAUGAGAAGAGCAAGACUAGCUACCACACACCUGUGGAGAUGGUCAGUAUCCAGGCUGCGAAGCAGGCUCAGGAUGUAGCCUCUAAUUCCCACUACAAACACCUGAUCCAUCAUUAUACCUGCUUGCCAGAUACCAUGAGUGUUGAGUUGGCAAGGAAUAGGAUGCAAAUUCAGAGCGAUAAUGUUUACAAACAAGACUACAACAGUUGGUUCAAAGGAAUUGGAUGGAGUCCUCUGGGUUCACUAGAUAUGGAAAAAGUUAGAAAAGCUGGAGAGGCAUUAGAGGAACAUAAAUAUCGCCAACGCCCGGACACCUUCAAGUUCUCAAGCUUGCUAGAUACAAUGCCAAUGGUUUUGGCUAAGCAAAACACCAAGCAGCUCAGUGAUAUAAACUAUAAAGUGGAGGGCGAGAAAGUUAGACACACCUAUCACUUGGAUCCUGAUCUUCCUCAAUUUAUUCAAGCCAGAGUUAAUGCUUAUAAUAUAAGUGAUGGUCAUUACAAAGCAGACUGGAAGAAGCUGAUUGCCAAAGGGUACGAUCUGAAGCCAGAUGCCAUUUCUGUAAUGGCUGCAAAAGCUUCACGAAACAUUGCCAGCGAUUACAAAUACAAGGAAGCCUAUGAGAAAGAUAAAGGAAAACAAGUUGGAUUCCGUAGUCUGCAGGAUGAUCCCAAAUUGGUCCAUUAUAUGAAUGUGGCCAAACUACAGUCUGAUCGCUUAUACAAGAAGGAUUAUGAAAGCAGCAAGACUAAGUAUCACAGCCCUUUCGACAUGUUUAGUGUGGUCGCUGCUAAGAAAGCCCAGGACGUCGUUACCGAUACAAACUACAGACAAUCUUUUCAUAAUUACACCCUUUUGCCUGAUGCCAUGAGUAUGGAAUUGUCAAGAAACAGAAUGCAGAUUCAGAGUGAUAAUCUUUACAGAGCAGAUUUCAGUAACUGGCUGAGAGGAGUUGGCUGGGUGCCAAUUCAGUCCCUAGAAGUAGAGAAAGCAAAGAAGGCCACUGACAUUCUUAGUGAAAACAAGUAUCGUCAGCACCCAGACAAGCUGAAAUACACUAUUGACAUGGAUUCCAUGGAGCAGGUGCUUGCUAAGCAAAAUGCCGAGACCAUGAAUAAGAGGCUGUAUGUUGACAAAUGGAACAAAGAGAAGACUGACAUCCAUGUGAUGCCUGACACACCUGAAAUUCUCUUGUCCAAAGCCAACCAAGUCACCAUGAGCAAUAAACUGUACAAGGCUGGAUGGGAAGAAGAUAAGAAGAAAGGUUAUGAUCUGAGGCCAGAUGCUAUCUCAGUAAAAGCAGCCAAGGCUUCUAGGGACAUUGCAAGUGAUUAUAAAUACAAACUGGCCUUUGAGCAGGCAAAGGGAAAGCACAUUGGGUUUCGGAGUCUCGAAGAUGACCCUAAGCUGGUGCAUUUUAUGCAAGUUGCUAAAAUGCAAUCGGAACGUGAAUACAAAAAAGACUAUGAGAAAUCAAAGACCAGGUUCCACACGCCGGUUGACAUGUUCAGCGUAGUGGCAGCCAAGAAAGCACAGGAUGUUGUGACGGAUAUAAACUACAGGAGCAUUAUCCACACUUACAAUGUCAUGCCUGACGCCAUGAAUCUUGAACUGGCCAAAAACAUGAUGCAGAUACAGAGUAAUAAUCAGUACAAGGCAGACUAUGAUGAAUUUAUGAAGGGAGUUGGAUGGAUGCCUUUAGGCUCUCUAGAAUCUGAGAAGAAUAGGAAAGCCAUGGAGAUUGUUAGCGACAAAAAUUAUAGACAGCAUCCUGACAAACUGAAGUACUCCAUCCUGAUGGAUUCCAUGCCCAUGGUCCUGGCUACAAAUAAUGCAAAAAUUAUGGAUGAGCACCUUUACAAAAAGGACUGGGAGGCAGACAAGACAAAGAUUCACAUAAUGCCUGACAUUCCUGAGAUUGUUUUGGCAAAAGCAAAUGCCUUUAACAUCAGCAAUAAAAUGUACAGACUUUCCCUGGAAGAGGCUAAAAAGAAGGGAUAUGAUCUCAGAGCUGAUGCAAUUCCCAUUCAAGCUGCUAAGGCUUCUCGAGACAUUGCUAGUGAUUACAAAUACAAGCUAGGCUACGAAAAGGACAAAGGUAAGCUUGUUGGCUUCCGCAGCCUCCAAGACGAUCCUAAACUCGUCCAUUAUAUGCAAGUGGCAAAGAUGCAGUCAGAACGUGAGUACAGGAAAGCCUAUGAAAUCAGCAAGACCAGGUACAACACGCCUGCUGAUACGUUCAGUGUCAUGGCGGCCAAGGAAGCACAAGCAAAUAUCACCAACACUAACUACAAAAGGCUGAUCCACAAGUACAUCCUCCUGCCAGAUUCAUUGCAAGUAGAACUGACCAGAAACAUGAAUCGGAUUCAAAGUGAUCUUGAAUAUAAGCAAGACUAUAAUGAAUGGUACAAAGGACUUGGUUGGAGCCCAGCAGGGUCCCUGGAUGUUGAAAAGUCCAAGAAAGCCACUGACAUAGCAAGUGACACCAAGUAUCGCCAGCACCCCAGCGCUUUCCCAUUUACAAAGAAGAUGGACUCGAUGGAUAUGGAGCUUGCAAAAUACAAUGCUGGUGUUAUGAAUAAGCAUGAUUACAUACAAGCAUGGGAGAAGGAUAAGAAAACGAUUCAUGUGAUGCCGGAUACACCUGAUAUUAUGCUGGCUAAAGCAAACAAGUUUAAUUACAGUGAGAAAUUGUAUAAACUUGGUUGGCAAGAAAUGUUGAAGAAAGGCUAUGAUCUCACAACCGAAGCCAUUUCAGUGAAAGCAGCAAAAGCAUCACGAGACAUAGCUAGUGAAUACAAGUACAAAGAAGGUUACCGCAAACAACAGGGACAUCACAUUGGAUUCCGUAGCUUGCAAGAUGAUCCCAAACUUGUGCACUGUAUGAAUAUAGCCAAGAUGCAAAGUGAAAGGGAAUACAAGAGGGAUUUUGAGAAGUGGAAGACCAAGGUUAAUUUGCCUGUGGAUAUGUUGGCUUUCUUGAUGGCAAAGAAUUGUCAGAACUUGGUUAGUGAUACAGACUACAGACGGAUCAUUCACCAGUGGACUUGUUUGCCAGACCAAACAGAUGUCAUUCAUGCUAAGAAAGUUUAUGAACUACAAAGUGAUAAUGCAUAUAAAGCAGAUCUUCAGUGGCUACAAGGAGUUGGAUGGAAUUCAUAUGGAUCUUUAGAAUCAGAAAAGAACAAGAAAGCUUCAGAGAUUCUGAGUGAGAAGAGAUAUCGUCAACAUCCUGACACAGUUAAAUUCACAAGUAUUGCUGAUUCAAUGGAGGUGGUUUUGGCAAAAGAAAAUGCCAAGCAUAGAAGUGAUAAACUUUACAGAGAAGCUUGGGACAAGGACAAGACUCAGAUUCACAUCAUGCCCGACACUCCUGAAAUUGUUUUGUCCAGAGCCAACUUACUUAACACAAGUGAUAAACUCUACAAGUUAGGAUUAGAGGAACUGAAGAAGAAAGGCUACAACCUUCCUAUUGAUGCCAUAACAAUCACGGCAGCAAAAGCAUCUCGAGAUAUUGCCAGUGAAUACAAAUACAAAGAUGGAUAUCGUAAGCAGCUUGGCCACCAUAUUGGAGCUCGCAGCAUACAAGAUGACCCUAAACUUGUGCAUUCAAUGAAUGUAGCCAAGAUGCAGAGUGAAAGAGAAUACAAGAAGGAUUUUGAGAAAUGGAAGACUAAGUACAACUCUCCUGUGGACAUGUUGGGGAUCUUGCUGGCUAAGAAUUGUCAGAAAUUAGUCACUGAUAUUGAUUACCGCAAUUACCUGCACCAAUGGACUUGUCUUCCAGACCAGAAUGAUGUUGUGCAUGCCAGGAAAACGUAUGAUCUUCAAAGUGAUAAUUUGUACAAAUCCGAUCUUGAGUGGCUAAAAGGUGUAGGCUGGUCUCCAAGUGGAUCUCUAGAAGCUGAGAAAAAUAAGAGAGCCUCCCAGAUCUUGAGUGACUACACGUACAGACAACAUCCUGACACACUCAAAUUUACAAGUCCUAUUGAUUCUAUGCCUAUGGCUUUGGCAAAGCAUAACUCUGAAGUUAUGAACCAUCGCAUGUAUGUUGAAGCCUGGAACAAGGAUAAAACCAGCAUCCACAUUAUGCCAGAUACUCCUGAAAUUGUACUGUCACAGCAGAACAAAAUCAACUACAGUGAGAAAUUAUACAAACUUUCAUUGGAAGAGGCCAGGCAGAAGGGCUAUGAUCUUCGUCUGGAUGCAAUCCCAAUCAAGGCUGCUAAAGCUUCCAGAGAUAUUGCAAGCGAUUACAAAUAUAAGGAAGGCUAUCGUAAGCAGCUUGGCCACCAUAUUGGAGCUCGCAGCGUACAAGAUGACCCUAAACUUGUGCACUCUAUGAAUGUAGCGAAGAUGCAAAGUGAAAGAGAAUACAAGAAGGAUUUUGAGAAAUGGAAGACCAAGUAUACCACUCCUGUGGAUAUGCUUGGUGUGUUAUUGGCCAAGAACUGUCAGAAACUAGUCAGUGAUGUUGACUAUCGCAAUUACCUGCACCAGUGGACAUGCCUUCCAGACCAAAAUGAUGUCAUCCAAGCUAGAAAAGCUUAUGAACUACAGAGUGACAAUUACUACAAACUUGACCUUCAGUGGAUGAAAGGCAUUGGCUGGGUCCCCAUUGGCUCACUGGAUGUUGAAAAAGCCAAAAAAGCUGGAGAGAUCCUAAGUGAAAAGAAAUAUCGCCAGCCCCCUGACACAUUCAAAUUUACUAGUGUGACAGAUUCUAUGGAAAUAGUCUUGGCCAAGCAAAAUGCAGAAACAAUGAAUAAGCGUUUGUACACUGAAGCAUGGGAUAAAGACAAGACUCAAAUCCACAUAAUGCCUGACACCCCUGAAAUCACUUUGGCCAGGGAAAAUAAAAUCAAUUAUAGUGAGAGUUUAUAUAAACGUUCGCUGGAAGAAGCGAGAAAGAAGGGCUACGAUUUGCGAAUUGAUGCCAUUCCAAUCCAAGCUGCCAAGGCAUCGAGAAAUAUUGCCAGUGAUUACAAAUACAAAGAAGGUUAUCGGAAGCAGCUUGGUCACCAUGUGGGAGCUCGCAGUGUAGAAGAUGACCCUAAACUUGUGCAUUCUAUGAACGUAGCCAAGAUGCAGAGUGAGAGGGAGUACAAGAAAGAUUUUGAGAAUUCGAAGACCAAGUAUACUACUCCUGUGGAUAUGCUCGGUAUCUUAUUGGCUAAGAACUGUCAGAAACUGGUCAGUGAUGUUGACUACCGCAAUUACCUGCACCAGUGGACAUGUCUGCCAGAUCAGAAUGAUGUCAUCCAAGCUAGAAAGGUUUACGAUCUACAGAGCGAUAAUAACUACAAGCUAGACCUUCAGUGGAUGAGGGGCAUUGGCUGGGUCCCCAUUGGUUCAUUGGAUGUUGAGAAAGCCAAGAGGGCUGGAGAGAUCCUAAGUGAAAAGAAAUAUCGUCAGCCACCAGACAGCUUCAAAUUUACUAGUGUGACGGAUUCUCUGGAAAUAGUCUUGGCCAAGCAAAAUGCAGAAACAAUGAAUAAGCGCCUGUAUACCGAAGCUUGGGAUAAUGACAAAUUAACAAUUCAUGUGAUGCCUGAUACUCCUGAGAUCAUGCUAGCAAAAUUCAAUAAACUAAACUACAGUGAGAAAUUAUACAAACUGGCUAUGGAGGAAUCAAAGAAGAAAGGCUAUGACCUGCGUGUUGACGCCAUCCCAAUUCAAGCUGCCAAAGCCUCCAGGAAUAUUGCCAGUGAUUACAAAUACAAAGAAGGUUAUCGGAAGCAGCUUGGUCACCAUGUGGGAGCUCGCAGCGUAGAAGAUGACCCUAAAAUUGUGCAUUCUAUGAACGUAGCCAAGAUGCAGAGUGAGAGGGAGUACAAGAAAGAUUUUGAGAAAUCGAAGACCAAGUAUACUAGUCCUGUGGAUAUGCUCGGUGUUUUAUUGGCUAAGAACUGUCAGAAACUGGUCAGUGAUGUUGACUACCGCAAUUACCUGCACCAGUGGACAUGUCUGCCAGAUCAGAAUGAUGUAAUCCAAGCUAGAAAGGCCUACGAUCUACAGAGCGAUGCUAUUUACAAGUCUGAUAUGGAAUGGCUGAAAGGUACUGGGUGGAUUCCUGUUGGGUCUCUGGAAGCUGAGAAAGUGAAGAGAGCUGGAGAAAUCCUAAGUGAUAGGAAAUACCGACAACCACCUGAUCAACUCAAGUUUACCAGCGUAACAGAUUCUUUGGAGAUAGAGCUGGCAAAACAUAAUGCUGAGACAAUGAACAAGAAAUUAUACACUGAAGCCUGGGAUAAAGACAAAACUACCAUCCAUGUAAUGCCAGAUACCCCAGAGAUUGUGCUGGCAAAGGCCAAUUCAGCCAACAUUAGCCAUAGACUUUACAUUGAAGGUUGGGAAGAGGCCAAGAAGAAAGGUUAUGACCUGAGACCUGAUGCAAUUUCAAUCGUUGCUGCAAAGGCAUCUAGAGAGAUAGCUAGUGAUUAUCAGUACAAAAAAGCGUAUGAGAAGCAGAGAGGACACUAUAUUGGUGUCGGAAACCUUCAAGAAGAUCCCAAGCUGGUGUGGCAUUUACAUGCAGCCAGGAUUCAGAGCGACAGAGAGUACAAAAAAGACUUUGAGAAAUGGAAAACAAAGAUCCAUAGUCCAGUCGAUAUGCUGUCAAUCUUGCUGGCUAAGAAUUGUCAGAAGUUGGUCAGUGAUGUGGAUUACCGCCGUUACCUGCAUGAGUGGACUUGCCUGCCAGACCAGAAUGAUGUAAUUCAUGCAAAGAAGGUUUAUGAGUUGCAAAGUGAGAAUGCGUACAAGGCAGAUCUGGAGUGGCUGCGUGGUGUUGGUUGGAUCCCACAGGGCUCCUUGGAAGUCCUCAAAGUGAAGAAAGCCCAGGAUAUUCUGAAUGACAGACUGUAUCGUCAACGACCAGACUCUCUGAAAUUUACUGCUAUUGUUGAUACACCAGAAAUUGUCUUGGCUAAGUCCAAUGCUUUGCUUCACAGUGGGGCUUUAUAUCGUGAACUCUGGGAUAAAGAAAAGACACAGUUCACCCUUCCAGUUGAUACCCCUGAGAUGGUGCUAUCCAAAAUGAAUGCUCUGAACAUCAGCAAAAAACAUUAUCAAUCAGGCUGGGAAGAAGCCAAGAAGAAAGGUUAUGACUUAAGACUGGAUGCCAUUGAAAUCCAGCAGGCCAAGGCUUCUAGAAAUAUUGCCAGUGAGUACAAGUACAAAGAAGGCUACCGUAAGCAACUUGGACACCACGUGGGAUGCCGGAACAUCUACGAUGACCCCAAGCUGGUCCUGGCGAUUCAUGUAGCUAAACUGCAAAGUGACCGAGUGUACAAGAAGGAGUUUGAGAAAUGGAAGACCAAGUUCAAUAGCCCGGUGGACAUGCUGUCCAUCUUGUUGGCCAAGAACUGUCAGAAACUGGUCAGUGACAUUGAUUACCGCCGCUAUCUGCAUGAAUGGACAUGUCUGCCUGACCAGAAUGAUGUCAUCCAAGCCAAGAAAGCAUAUGAGCUACAGAGUGAUAAUGCAUAUAAAUCAGACCUGGAGUGGCUGCGUGGCAUUGGCUGGAUGCCAGAGGGCUCUGUGGAAGUCCUCAAAGUGAAAAAAGCUCAAGAACUUCUGAACGACAGAUUAUAUAAGCAACGUCCAGACACACUGAAGUUUACCAGUAUCGUUGACCCACCUCCUGUUGUCCUGGCUAAGAUCAAUGCCCAACAAAUCAGUGAGCAUCUGUACCGUGACGCCUGGGAUAAAGAGAAGAUACAGGUCCAUCUUCCUUCCGAUACCCCUGGAAUGCUGCUGUCUAAGAUGAAUGCUGUGAAUAUCAGCAAUAAAUGUUAUACCGGAGCCUGGGAUGAGGCCAAGGCAAAAGGUUAUGACAUAAGAGCUGACACCAUUUCAAUCAAGCACGCUAAAGCUUCCAGAGAAAUUGCCAGUGAGUACAAGUACAAAGAAGCUCACGAGAAACAGAAAGGUCACUACAUUGGAUGCCCGUCAGUAGCGGAGGAUCCCAAACUAUCAUGGGCUGCCAAAGUACUGAAGAUGCAAAAUGACAGAGAGUAUAAGAAGGGUUAUAACAAUUCAAAAGCCAAGAUCACUAUCCCAGUUGAUAUGGUCGCUAUCCAAGCAGCCAAGCAAGGGCAGUCUUUAGUAAGCGAAGUUGACUAUCGUCGUCGUUUGCACCAGUGGUCUUGUCUGCCAGACCAGAAUGAUGUGAUCCAGGCAAGGAAGGCCUAUGCACUACAGAGUGACGCUGUUUAUAAGUCAGAUCUGGAAUGGCUCCGGGGUAUUGGAUGGACACCACAGGAGUCUGUGGACGUAAAGAGAGUGAAAGCGGCCCAGGAUAUCCUGAGUGAGAGACUGUACCGCACACCUCCUGACCGCCUGAAAUACACCAACAUCGUUGACACUCCAGAAAUUCUCCUUGCUAAAACCAAUGCCGAGCAACUCAGCCUUGCAAAAUACAGAGAAGUCUGGGAUAAAGAUAAAACCAUGAUCCAUGUGAUGCCAGAUACGCCUGAAAUCAUGCUAUCCAGGGCUAAUGCUGUCAACGUGAGCCAUAAACUUUACAAGGAAGCUUGGGAUGACAUAAAGAAAUUUAUUGAUCUGAGAUCAGAUGCAAUCCCAAUCAAGACAGCCAAAGCCUCAAGAGAAAUUGCCAGUGAUUACAAGUACAAAGAAGGCUACCGUAAGCAACUUGGACACCACGUCGGAUGCCGAAACAUCUAUGAUGACCCCAAGCUGGUCUUGGCAAUUCAUGUAGCUAAACUGCAAAGUGACCGGGUGUACAAGAAGGAGUUUGAGAAAUUGAAAACCAAGUUCAAUAGCCCAGUGGACAUGCUGUCCGUCUUGUUGGCCAAGAACUGUCAGAAACUGGUCAGUGACAUUGAUUACCGCCGCUAUCUGCAUGAAUGGACGUGUCUGCCUGACCAGAACGACGUCAUCCAAGCCAAGAAAGCCUAUGAGCUACAGAGCGAUGCUGUUUAUAAAUCGGAUCUGGAAUGGCUACGUGGAAUUGGCUGGAUGCCACAUGACUCUGUUGGGGUCAACCAUGUUAAAAACGCUCAGGAUAUUUUGAGUGAGAGAAAGUAUCGUAUAAAAGUUGACAGUCAGAAGUUCACGCCAGUGGAUGACCGGGUUGAUUAUAUUACAGCCAAGCAAAGCGGGGAAAUACUAAGUGAUAUUAAGUACCACCAAGAAUGGAAUAACAUCAAAACAAAUUAUACCCUAACGGAGACGCCACAGUUAGAAGCAGCUAAAGAAGCAGCCAGGAUUCUUAAUCAUAAUCUGUACAAGGAGAACUGGGAGAAGCAGAAAGCUACUGGCUAUUUUUUGCCACCUGACAGUGUGCCUAUUCGUCAUGCCAAACAUUCAAACGAAGUCCAAAGUGAGCUAAAAUACAAGGCAGACUAUGUCAAGCAAAGAGGUCACUAUGUUGGAGUCCAGAACAUGAGACAGGAUCCCAAACUUGUGUGGUUUGACCAUGCUGGGAAGAUCCAAAAUGACAGAUUGUAUAAAGAGGCAUAUCACAAGACAAAGUCCAAGAUUCACAUACCUCCGGAUAUACUAUCUGUCAUCGCAGCUAAAGACUGCCAGACAGUUGUCAGUGAAAUUCCAUAUCGUACUCACCUUCAUGAAUGGACAUGUCACCCUGACCAGAAUGACUGCAUCCAAGCAAGGAAAGCAUAUGACCUUCAAAGCGAUAAUAUUUAUAAAUCUGAUCUGGAAUGGAUCCGUGGCUGUGGGUGGAUUCCUUUAGAUUCAGUGGAACAUCGGAAGGUUAAGAAUGCUCAGGAUCUGAUCAAUAAGAGAAUCUACAUAAAAGAUGCUAUUGACAAUUUUGCUAAAUUCACGCCUGUGACUGAUGCUCCAGAUGUUGUUUUGGCUAAGGCAAACUCAAUAAUUCAGAGUGAUCUGAAAUACAAAGAAACUUUUAAUCUUGAGAAAGGCCACUACAUUGGUUCUGAGGACAAUGUAGCCUUGAACCAUUCUAGAGAAGUGUCUAAGCUUUACAGCGAUAUACUUUACAAGGAUGCAUGGGAAUCAGGCAAGGCCAUCGGGUACACGCUUCCUCCAGACUACAUCCCUAUUGUUGGGGCCAAACAUGCCGACUAUGUUAAUAGUGAGCUUAAAUAUAAAUUAGAACAUGAGAAGCAAAAAGGCCAUUACCUGGCUGGGACACAAAUAAAUGAUUUUCCAAGUGUCGUCCAUUCUCUUGCUUUCCAAAAAAUAAGGAGUGCGUUGGCCUAUAGGAAGAACUAUGAGGACACUAAGGCACACAUUCAUAUUCCAAGUGACAUGAUCAAUCACGUGCUGGCAAAGAAAUGCCAGUAUAUCCUCAGUGAUCUUGAGUACCGAACGUAUCUACACCAGUGGAACUGUUCACCUGAAGAGCAUGAUGUUGUCAUGGCUAAAAGAGCCCAGGAAAUUCUAAGUGAUGUUGUGUACAAGGAUGACUUAACCUGGCUGAAGGGGAUUGGGUGCUAUGUAUGGGACACUCCUGAAAUCCUCCAUGCUAAGAAGUCUUAUGAUCUCCAGAGUCACCUGAAGUACAUAAAAGCUGGAAAAGAUAAUUUAAAGAAUUACGGUGUGGUUCUUGACACUCCAGUUUAUGUAACUGCACUCCAGAGUGGUAUCAAUUCUAGUGAUCUCAAAUAUAAAGAAGAAUACCAUAAAACAAAGGACCAAUAUACUACAGUGCUGGAAACAGUAGACCAUGCAAGGACUGAGAGCCUGAAGAACCUUUUUAGCAAUAACCUGUACAAGGAAGCCUGGGAAAAAGUGAAGUCCAUUAGCUUCACAUUGCCUCCUGAUGCCGUGCCAUUUGUUCGUGCCAAAGAACUGAAGCAUAAUGCCAGUAUUGUAAAGUAUCGGGAGGAAUAUGAUAAAUUUAAAGCACUUUACACUCUCCCAAGAGGAGUUCAGGAUGAUCCAAAUACUGCAAGAUGCCUAAGAGUUGGCAAGUUGAAUAUUGAUCGGUUAUACAGAGAAACCUAUGAAAAGAACAAGGCCAAAAUCAACAUUGUCCCAGACAUGGUUGACAUUGUGUCUGCUAAAGACACUCAGAAGAAAGUUAGUGAAAUUGAUUAUCGUAUCCGUCUCCAUGAGUGGGCCAACAUUGCAGAUCCUCAUGCCAAUGCUCAUGCUCGAAAAGUCAAUGACCAGCUUAGCGAUAUUGUAUAUAAAGAUGACCUCAACUGGCUCAAAGGCAUAGGGUGCUUUGUUUGGGACACUCCUGAAAUUCUCCAUGCCAAACAUGCCUAUGACCUUCGCAACGAUCUCAAAUACAAAUCAAAGGCCGAGAAGUUGAAGAGUAAAUACACUGUGGUCACAGACACACCAGUGUAUGUUCAGAAUGUCCAGAGUGGUAUCAAUUUGAGUGAAGCUAUUUACCGCCAUGAUUAUGUACAUAAUAUUCGAGGAAAAUAUACUCCUGUUGACAAGACAGUGGAUUUGGAGCGAGCAAAUAAUGCAUACAAAAUACAGUGUGAAGGUCUCUACCGAAAUGCUGGUUUACAUGCACUUCCUACUGGAUACACACUCUCUGCAGACACUCCUGGUUUCAAGCACGCUAAACAUGCCCACUACAUUGGUAGCGAUCUAAAAUAUAAGGAAGUCUAUGAACAUAUCAAGGCUAAAGGCUACAAUUUUGGACCCAAAGCUGUUCCCUUUGUAAAUAUAAGGAAAGUCAAUAAGGUUCUCAAUGAGAGACUGUAUCGGGAGACAUACCACAAAAAUAAGGACAAAAUUCACACCACCCCUGAUACCCCAGAAAUCCGCCAAGUGAAAGCUACUCAAGAAGCUGUCAGUGAUCUAAUCUACAAAACCGACUUCUUCAAGAUGCGGGGGCACUUGAUUUCCCUUCCAUAUACUCCUCAAACAAUGCAUAGCCGUUACGUUGGAGAGAUCACAAGUGAUAUCAAAUACAAAGGGGACCUGGAAUGGCUGAGAGGACUGGGCUGCUUCCUGUAUGAUACUCCUGAUAUGGUCCGUGCUCGGCACUUGCGUAACCUCUGGUCACAUUAUGUGUACACCAAUUCUGCAAAGAAGCUGCAAGACAAAUACCAUGUGGUUCUGGACACUCCUGUGUAUAGGACUAUCCAAGAGCUAAAGACCCAUUUGAGUGAUAUUGUGUACAGAGCUGUAGGCAAUGAGCGAAAGACCAAGUACACCUCUAUCCUUGAUACACCAGAUUUUCACAGGGCAAAAACAGGGCAAAAACUACAGAGCAAGUAUUUGUAUGCAGAACUUGCCACCAAAGAAAGACCUCAUCACCAUGCUGGGAAUCAGACACCUGCCUUGGAGCUUGCUAAGCAUGUGAAGGACUAUGCCAGUGAGAAAAAAUAUAAAAGCAAUUAUGAGAAAAUAAAGCACAAGUAUGUAACAGUCCCCGAUACACCAAUCCUCAUCAGAGCUAAGAAGGCUUACCUGAAUGCUAGUGAUUUGCGCUACAAAGAAACCUUUGAACGAGCAAAGGGUAAAUACCACACUGUAAAGGAUGCUUUGGAUAUUGUGUACCAUCGCAAGGUCACAGAUGAUAUCAGCAAGGUGAAAUAUAAAGAAAAGUACAUGAGCCAAUUAGGAAUCUGGAGAUCGAUCCCAGAUCGGCCAGACCACUUCCAUCAUCGUGCCGUUACUGAUGCAGUCAGUGAUGUUAAAUAUAAGGAAGACUUAACAUGGCUCAAAGGCAUUGGUUGUUAUGCCUGGGAUACUCCAGAUCUUGUGCUGGCAGGACAGAACAAGGCACUGUACAGUCCGUAUAAGUACAAGGAAUUGGUUAAAAGCAUAAAGUCAAAGUUCCAGUAUGUUGCUGACACUCCAAUUAAUAAACAUUUUAAGUAUGCUACUCAGCUAAUGAAUGAGAAACUGUACAAAUCUGAUUACGAGAAGAAGAAAGAUAAGUAUUCCAUUGUGGUGGAUGACCCUAGAACUUUGCUGGCCAAAUUGGGAGGCGAACUAAGCAGUCAGAAAAAAUAUAAGUCUAGUGCCAAGUUGUUCCUGCAACAUGGAUGUAAUGAACUUCUGCGGCCAGAUAUGCUGACAGCACUGUACAACACAGAUCAGUGGAGCCAGUACAAGUACAAAAGGUUAUAUGAAAAGCAGAAGGACAAGUUUACAAGUGUUGUGGAUACUCCGGAGCAUCUAAGGACAACAAAAGUCAACAAGGAAAUCAGUGAUAUCCUUUACAAGAUGGAACAUGUCAAGGCCAGAGCAAAAGGAUAUACCACAAUCCAUGACACUCCCAUGUUGCUCCACGUACGAAAGGUCAAGGACAGAAUAAGUGAUUUGAAAUACAAAGAACUCUAUCAGCAAAAUAAGUCCCAUUGCAACGUGGUACCAGAUUCUGUUCACAUAAAGUCUGCCAAACAGGCCUACAAAGUCAACAGCAAUCUGGAUUACAAGAAGAAAUACGAAGCGGCCAAGGCUCACUGGCACUGGACUGUGGACAGACCUGACUUCAUCCAAAAUGCCAAAUCAUCCUUGCAACAGAGCGAUUAUGACUACAGGUACGACCGAGAAUACUUUAAAGGAUGCAAGAUCUCUGUAACAGAUGACAAAAACACCGUGUUGGCUUUACAGAAUGCCAUCUUGGCGAGUGAUCUAAAAUAUAAGGAGAAGCAUAACAAGGAAAGAGGAAUUAUCCAUGCUGUCCCAGAUACUCCUCAGAUUCUCCUUGCAAAAGCUGUUAGCUCUCUCGUGUCUGAGAACAAAUACAAAGAACAUGUGAAGAAGCACCUUCCACACGGCUCUUUCACAAAAUUGCCAGAGACACGUGAUACUGUUCACGUCAAAGAAGUCACCAAGAAUGUCAGUGAGACAAAUUACAAAAAGAAGUUUCAGAAAGAGAAAGGCAAGUCCAACUAUUCGAUCAUGCUGGAGCCUCCAGAAGUAAAGCAUGCAAUGGAAGUUGCAAAGAAACAGAGUAAUAUUCAGUACAAAAAAGAUGCGAAAUCCAAACUUCCUUAUUCAUCUGUGGCAGACCGACCAGAUAUUAAGAAAGCUUCCCAAGUCUCCAAGCUAGUCAGUGAUAUUCAGUACAAAGCCAAGGCUCGAGGAGAAGCUGCUAUGGGAGUCAGCAUGCUUGGACGUCCCGAUAUUGAACUUGCUAAGGAGGUGUCCAAACUUACAAGCCAGCAGAAGUAUAAAGAGAAAUUUGACAAGGAGAAGGGAAAGAAGCCGCAUUAUGACCUGAAGGAGAGCAAGAUUUACAAGACCCUACAAGAUGCUCAUCACAUCGCUAGUGAGGUUAAAUAUAAGGCAGACCACCUGAAGAAAUUUCACAAACCAGUGACAGAUAUGUCUGAAUCCCUUUCAAUGAAUCAUGCCCUGGGUACCAGCCAGCUUGCCAGUUCCUAUCAAUACAAGAAGCAGUAUGAGAAGAGUAAGGGUCACUACCACGUGGUUCCAGAUAACCUUGAACAGCUUCAUCUAAAGGAGGCCUCAGAACUUCAGAGCCAAGUGAAAUAUAAGGAAAAAUAUGAAAAGGAAAGGGGGAAGCCCAUGCUGGAUUUUGAAACACCAACAUACCUCACUGCCAAGGAAUCUCAGCACAUGCAGAGUGACAAAGAAUAUAAAAAAGACUUUGAAGAGUCCAUUAAAGGCAGAAACCUUGCUGGUCUGGAGAUUACACCAUCUUUAUUGCAUGUCAGAUAUGCCACCAAAAUAGCAAGCGAGAAAGAAUACAGGAGAGAUUUGGAAGAAGGUGUCAAAGGUAAAGGCCUAACCAUUUUGGAAGAGACACCAGAUUUACUCAGAGCAAAAAAUGCAACCCAAAUCUUGAAUGAGAAAGAAUAUAGGAAAACUCUGGAAAUGGAAAUCAAAGGAAGAGGCAUGACAGCUCUUGCACUAGGAACACCAGAUUUUAUGAGAGCCAAGAAUGCCAUGGAUAUUGCUAGCCAGAUUAAAUAUAAGCACUCUGCAGAAAUGGAAAAAGCCAACUAUACCAGUGUUGUUGACACUCCAGAGAUCAUUCAUGCCCAUCAAGUGAAGAACCUUUCAAGUCAGAAAAAAUACAAGGAAGAAGCAGAGAGAACCAGGUCAUAUUAUGUACCUGUCUUUGACACACCAGAAAUGCAGAGAGUCCGGGAGAACCAAAAGAACUUUAGCAUGCUUCAAUAUCAACAAGAUAUGCAGCAUAGCAAAGGAAAAGUCACCGUGGUAAAUGAAACACCAGAAAUACUCCGAGUUAAAGAAAACCAGAAGAACUUCAGCGCGAUUUUAUAUAAAGAAGAUAUUGGAACAGGAACAGCUAUGGAAAAGACGCCCGAGAUGCAGCGAAUAAAGCAAACCCAGGAUGCCAUAAGCACGAUUAAGUACAAGGAAAACAUUGGAAAAGGAACUCCUAUUCCUGAUCUUCCUGAAGUAAAACGUGUCAAGGAGACACAGAAGCACAUCAGCUCGGUUUUGUACAAAGAGAAUGCAGGGCAAGGAACCCCGAUACCUGUUACUCCAGAAAUAGAGAGAGUCAAACGCAAUCAAGAAAACAUUAGCUUGGUGUUGUACAAAGAUAAUUUAGGGAUUGGAAUCCCGACACCUAUUACUCCAGAGAUGGAGAGAGUCAAACGCAAUCAAGAAAACUUUAGCUCGGUUCUAUACAAAGAAACCCUAGGGACAGGAAUCCCAACUCCUGUCACUCCAGAGAUUGAGAGAGCCAAACACAACCAAGAAAUAUUUAGCUCGGUACUGUACAAAGAAAAUGUAGGGAAAGCCACUCCCACACCUGUCACUCCUGAGAUGGAGAGAGUCAAACGCAAUCAAGAAAACAUUAGCUCGGUUUUGUACAAAGAGGAGUUGGGGAAAGGUACCCCUACACCCAUCACUCCUGAGAUGGAGAGAGUCAGACGCAAUCAAGAACAUAUUAGCUCGGUUUUGUACAAAGAGGAAUUGGGGAAAGGUACCCCGACACCUGUCACUCCUGAGAUGGAGAGAGUCAAACGCAAUCAAGAACACAUUAGCUCGGUUUUGUACAAAGAGGGACUGGGGAAAGGUACCCCUACACCUGUCACUCCUGAGAUGGAGAGAGUCAAACGCAAUCAAGAACAUAUUAGCUCGGUUUUAUACAAAGAGGGAUUGGGGAAAGGUACCCCGACACCUGUCACUCCAGAGAUGGAGAGAGUCAAACGCAAUCAAGAACAUAUUAGCUCGGUUUUGUACAAAGAGGGACUGGGGAAAGGUACUUCUACAUCUGUCACUCCUGAGAUGGAGAGAGUCAAACGCAAUCAAGAACACAUUAGCUCGGUUUUAUAUAAAGAGAAUUUGGGGCAAGUGACCCCAACCCCUGUCACUCCAGAGAUGGAAAGAGCCAAACGCAAUCAAGAAAACAUUAGCUUGGUGUUGUACAAAGAAAACGUGGGGAAAGGAACUCCAACUCCUGUCACUCCAGAGAUGGAGAGAGCUAGACGCAAUCAAGAAAACAUUAGCUCGGUCCUGUAUUCUGAUAGUUUCCGGAAACAAGUACAAGGUAAAGCAGCCUUUGUCCUGGAUACUCCUGAAAUGAGGCGGGUUCGUGAGACACAACGGCACAUUUCCACAGUGAAAUACCAUGAAGACUUUGAAAAGAGCAAAGGCAGCUUCACCCCUGUGGUUACUGACCCCAUAACAGAGCGUGUAAAGAAGAACAUGCGCGAUUUCAGUGACAUCAGCUACAGGGGCAUUCAGAGAAAAGUAGUGGAAAUAGAACGGAAAAGGGUAGAGCAGGAUCAAGAACUGAACAACUUCACAGAUCUUCGUGUGUGGCGUACUAAUCCUGGAUCAGUCUUUGACUAUGACCCAGCAGAAGACAACAUUCAGUCUAGAAGCUUACAUUUGAUUACCGUUCAAGCCCAACGACGCAGUCGAGAGCAGUCGCGUUCUGCUAGUGCGCUGAGCCUCAGCGCCGGCGAUGAAAAAUCAGAGCAUUCGGAAACUGCUGACCAGCAUCUGUCCUAUUACAGCAAUGGAGGAGGCUUCUUUACCACAACUACAGCAGUGGGCUACAAACAAGCUAAAACUGUAGAGCUGCCACAACAACGAUCAUCUUCUGUUGCCACACAGCAGACAACAGUUUCUUCCAUCCCAUCUCACCCAUCUACUGCAGGGAAGACAUACCGCGCCAUGUAUGAUUACAUGGCAGCAGAUGCAGAUGAAGUAUCCUUCAAAGACGGCGAUGCAAUCGUGAAUGUCCAGGCCAUUGACGAGGGUUGGAUGUACGGGACUGUGCAGAGAACAGGCAAAACAGGCAUGCUUCCAGCCAACUAUGUUGAAGCCGUGUAAGCCAAGAGGAGGAGGCUUUCCAUAAAGCAUAUCUACAUGGACAACAAAGAGGCACUUCCAACACUCUCCUGAGUGCCUUAUUGUUUUCCUUUGUAGAUAUGCAUUAGGCAUUGCCCAUCAGGGAAAGAUUUCAGCAAACAUCUCUGGAAGAUCUGAACGAAGAUUCUAAUCAGAUAACCAUCAGAAA